Erigeron canadensis is the source of this 1238-nucleotide messenger RNA. RefSeq names its product ribose-phosphate pyrophosphokinase 4-like. The record is from RefSeq and is a predicted model, not a curated record. Gene Ontology annotation, molecular function: magnesium ion binding; ribose phosphate diphosphokinase activity. NCBI's taxonomy places the organism in Eukaryota, Viridiplantae, Streptophyta, Magnoliopsida, Asterales, Asteraceae. The coding region runs from base 16 to 1011 and encodes 331 amino acids. The transcript is spliced from 7 exons. Gene Ontology annotation, biological process: 5-phosphoribose 1-diphosphate biosynthetic process; purine nucleotide biosynthetic process. Gene Ontology annotation, cellular component: ribose phosphate diphosphokinase complex; cytoplasm.
GCCUUUACACUGGGGAUGGCUGGUAACAACAGUGUGCAGCAGCCACUGAAAAUGGAGAAACCAAACAAGAAAAAAGUGCUUUUAUUUUACUGUGUGGAAUCUCAUGAACUUGCUCACAAAAUUUCUGCUAAAUCUGACCUCAUUCAUCUCCAAUCCAUCAACUGGAGGAGUUUUGAUGACGGGUUUCCUAACUUAUUCAUAAACAAUGCACAAGAUAUCCGAGGCCAACAUGUCGCAUUUCUUGCAUCGUUCAGCUCACCAGCUGUCAUUUUUGAGCAACUCUCUGUCAUAUUUGCACUCCCAAGGCUUUUUGUUGCCUCUUUCACAUUGGUGUUACCUUUCUUUCCAACUGGUUCUUUUGAAAGAAUGGAAGAAGAAGGAGAUGUAGCUACUGCAUUUACUAUGGCAAGAAUAUUAUCAAAUAUUCCUGUAUCGAGAGGUGGUCCUACAAGCUUAGUUAUUUAUGACAUACAUGCUUUGCAGGAAAGAUUUUACUUCAGUGACCAUGUUUUGCCUUGUUUUGAGACUGGGAUGCCUUUGUUAAAGCAGCGCCUGGACCAACUUCCCGAUGUUAAUAAUGUUGUGAUUGCUUUUCCAGAUGAUGGAGCUUGGAAGCGAUUCCAUAAACAGUUAGAUCACUUUCCUACAGUUGUUUGUGCAAAAGUUCGUGAGGGUGAUAAAAGGAUAGUCCGGCUGAAAGAGGGUGAUCCUGCUGGUCGCCAUAUAGUCAUUGUUGAUGAUUUGGUGCAAUCUGGAGGUACAUUGAUUGAAUGCCAGAAAGUCUUGGCAGCUCAUGGAGCGACCAAGGUCAGUGCGUAUGUCACUCACGCAGUGUUCCCUAAAAGAUCAUGGCAAAAAUUUGUUCACACAACUGGUGAAAACUCGAAGAAGGCGUUUGAGUACUUCUGGAUUACAGACUCGUGUGCUCCUACUGUUAAAGACAUUGCAAAUACAGCUCCUUUUGAAGUCCUAAGUCUAGCAGGAUCUAUUGCAGACGCACUUCAAAUCUGAUAUAGUUGAGGUGUUUUAAAUGUGUAUUUGCUUGAUCGAAUUAAUCAGUGACUUUGUAGAGGGCAUACCGUUACCCGAAGUUUUUGACAUUUUUUCUAUCUUUUGGACAACCAUGUUAUGUAACGUCUGGCUACUCUUGAGUCUUUAGCAAGGUAAAACCUUUGGGUGUAAUUUGGUUAGGCUAUCAUGUGGUGAAAUGCAAAAAGGCAACUUAACUUUUUUCUAAA